CUCGGCGCAAGCAGGCCAAGCCCCAACACCUCAAGUCGGACGAGGAGCUGCCGCCGCAGGACGGGGCUCCUGAGCACGUCAGAAGUCACAUUUCUCAGGAAGCUUUGCUGUCGACCAGCUUCCCACCUUCCUUGGGCUGUUAACAGGGCCACAUGGUCAGAAAGCUGUUUCACAAUUUUCUUCUUCGAUGUUGAAGGAAUGCGUCCCCGGGGAAGGCACCGACGACGUGGACAGCGGGACUGAGAGCAGGAGCGGCGGCGAGGAGGCCAGCGUGUGCCAGACCUGCUGCGCGGAGUUCUUCAAGUGGACAGACUUCCUGCAGCACCAGAAGAGCUGCACCAAGAACCCACCGGUGCUCAUCGUGAGUGAGGAUGAGCCGGCGCCGCCCUCUGAGGAGUUCCCAGAGCCUUCUCCCGCCAGCUCGCCCAGCGACCACACGGAGAGCGAGGCCACCGAGGAGGCCACCCCCGCGGAGGGCGGUGAGGGCGGCGAGGUGAAGGCCCCGGAGCCGGAGGACGAGCCCAUGGAUGUGGAGACACCCGGGGACAAGGGCCUGCAGGGCCCAGGCACACCCGCUGUGCCCCCAGUGCUGCCCCCAGGGUCCCCUGCUGCCUUCAGCAUGCCCAGCACCAACGUGACGCUGGAGACUCUGCUGAGCACCAAGGUGGCUGUGGCUCAGUUCUCGCAGGGCGCGCGCGCAGCUGGCACAGCCGGAGGCAGUGUGGGCGCGGUCGCCAUCCCCAUGAUCCUGGAGCAGCUCGUGGCUCUGCAGCAGCAGCAGAUCCACCAGCUGCAGCUCAUCGAGCAGAUCCGCAGCCAGGUGGCCCUGAUGAGCCGCCAGCCCGCCAGGCCGCCACUGAACCCCACCACCCCUGGCACUCCUGCCCAGACCUCCGGCCAGCUCCAGGGCCUGGCCCCGCACCCGGCCCUACAACUCUCUGCUGGGCCGGCCCCUGUCCCUGCAGGCUCUGGCCAGGCAGCCCCACCUGCCUUCGAGGGCCCCCAGCACUUGUCACAGCCAGCGUCAGGUGCCAGCACUCCAGGUGGUACUGGGCCCAUGGAGUCCGUGGUGUCUGCAGCCCCAAGCACAGCCCCUGCCCUGGGGUCCACGGUGCCCAGCACAGUGGGUAGCAUGACACAGCCGCAGAAUGCAUCCACGCCCCCGGCCCUGGGCCCAGCCCCCCUCCUCAGCUCGGCCUCCAGCCUGCCAAACCCUCUGCUACCUCAGACCUCCUCCAGCAGCGUCAUCUUCCCCAACCCGCUGGUCAGCAUUGCUGCCACCGCCAACGCUCUGGACCCACUGUCCGCCCUCAUGAAGCACCGCAAAGGCAAGCCCCCAAAUGUGUCGGUGUUCGAGCCCAAGGCUAGCGCUGAGGACCCCUUCUUCAAGCACAAGUGCAGGUUCUGUGCCAAGGUCUUUGGCAGCGACAGUGCAUUGCAGAUACACCUGCGCUCUCACACUGGUGAGCGGCCCUUCAAGUGCAACAUCUGCGGGAACCGCUUCUCCACCAAAGGCAACCUGAAGGUGCACUUCCAGAGGCAUAAGGAGAAGUACCCCCACAUCCAGAUGAACCCCUAUCCAGUUCCAGAGUACCUCGACAAUGUGCCCACUUGCUCGGGGAUUCCCUAUGGCAUGUCACUACCCCCAGAGAAGCCAGUAACCACCUGGCUCGAUAGCAAGCCAGUGCUGCCCACAGUGCCCACAUCAGUGGGGCUGCAGCUGCCCCCCACAGUCCCCAGUGCUCAUAGCUACACCGAUUCCCCCAGCGUCACCCCCGUCAGCCGCUCCCCGCAGAGGCCCUCUCCCGCAUCCAGCGAAUGCACCUCCUUGUCCCCGGGCCUCAACAAUGCAGAGUCCAGCAUCCCAGUGACAUCUGAGUCUCCACAGCCACUCCUCAGCGGCUCUUCUCUGACUAAAACCGAGCCUGUCAACCUGCCAUGCACAAAUGCAAGGACAGGGGACACCCCAGUUGGUGGGCAGGCGGGUGCAGGGCCCACCUCAGCGGCCACGGCGGUCACAGACAGCGCCUCCACGAGCCUCAGCAGUCCUGGUCUCCCAGCAGUCUCUGACCAGUUCAAGGCCCAGUUUCCCUUUGGGGGACUGCUUGACUCUAUGCAAACGUCAGAAACCUCGAAGCUGCAGCAGUUGGUGGAGAACAUCGAUAAGAAGAUGACAGACCCAAAUCAGUGUGUCAUCUGCCACCGCGUGCUGAGCUGCCAGAGUGCCCUGAAGAUGCACUACAGAACGCACACGGGGGAGCGGCCCUUCAAGUGCAAGAUCUGCGGGCGGGCCUUCACCACCAAGGGCAACCUCAAGACUCACUUUGGGGUGCACCGGGCGAAGCCACCCCUGCGGGUGCAGCACUCCUGCCCCAUCUGUCAGAAGAAGUUCACAAAUGCAGUGGUGCUCCAGCAGCACAUCCGCAUGCACAUGGGAGGACAGAUCCCCAACACGCCACUGCCGGAGGGCUUCCAGGACGCCCUGGACGCAGAGCUGCCCUUUGAGGAGAAGACCGCGGAGACCCUGAGCAGCUAUGACGAUGACAUCGAUGACAACUCCAUGGAGGAAGACGCGGAGCUGAAGGACUCAGCCAGCGACUCGAAGCCGCUCCUGACCUACGCGGGGUCCUGCCCUCCCUCGCCACCCUCCGUCAUCUCCAGCAUCGCUGCCUUGGAGAACCAGAUGAAGAUGAUGGACUCUGUCAUGAACUGUCCGCAGCUCACUGGCUUGAAGUCCGUGGAAAACGGGUCUGGGGAGAGUGACCGCCUGAGCAACGACUCGUCCUCCGCUGUGGGCGACCUGGAGAGCCGCAGUGCAGGCAGCCCUGCUCUGUCCUCCUCCUCCUCCUCCCAGGCACUGUCACCCACCCCUAGCCAUGGGGAGAGCUUCCGUUCCAAGUCUCCGGGCCUCAGCCACCAGGAGGACCCACAGGAGAUCCCGCUAAAGACCGAGAGGCCAGACAGCCCACCCCCCGGCCCAGGAAAUGGAGGCGCCCUAGACCUGACUGCUGGCCACCCCAGUCGGCCGGUCAUCAAGGAGGAGGCUCCCUUCAGCCUGCUGUUCCUGAGCAGGGAGCGGGGUAAGUGUGCCAGCACUUGUACAAGCACUGUGUGUGGUGUCUGUGGCAAGCCCUUUGCUUGCAAGAGCGCGUUGGAAAUCCACCACCGCAGCCAUACCAAGGAGCGGCCCUUUGUCUGCACCGUCUGCAGGCGGGGCUGCUCCACCCUGGGUAAUUUAAAACAGCACUUACUGACCCACGAAUUGAGAGGGCUGCCUUCUCAGGCGUUUGACCCCAACUUUGCUCUAGGUCCCAGCCACAGCUCUCCUCGCCUGGCCUCCAGCCCUGCACCCACCAUGAUCAAAAUGGAAGUGAACGGUCACAGCAAAGCCAUCGCACUGGGCGAGGGCCCGCCGCUGCCAGCUGGGGUCCCGGUCCCCACUGGGCCACAGACAGUGAUGAGCCCAGGCCUGGCGCCCCUGCUGGCACCCCCGCCACGCCGGACACCUAAGCAGCACAACUGCCAGUCCUGCGGGAAGACCUUCUCCUCAGCCAGCGCCCUGCAGAUCCACGAGCGCACCCACACUGGGGAGAAGCCCUUUGGCUGCACCAUCUGCGGCAGGGCCUUCACCACCAAGGGCAACCUCAAGGUACACAUGGGGACCCACAUGUGGAACAACGCUCCCGCGAGGCGUGGCCGCCGCCUGUCAGUGGAAAACCCCAUGGCCCUGCUCGGGGGCGAUGCCCUGAAGUUCUCUGAAAUGUUCCAGAAGGACCUGGCAGCCCGAGCCAUGAAUGUGGACCCCAGCUUUUGGAACCAGUAUGCUGCAGCCAUCACAAACGGGCUGGCCAUGAAGAACAACGAGAUUUCUGUCAUCCAGAACGGGGGCAUCCCCCAGCUCCCCGUAAGUCUAGGUGGAAGUGCUCUUCCACCUUUGGGCACCAUGACCGGUGGCAUGGACAAAGCACGCACUGGCAGCAGCCCACCCAGCGUCAGUUUGGACAAAGCAAGCUCUGAGACCGGCGCCAGCCGCCCGUUCACCAGGUUCAUUGAGGACAACAAGGAAAUUGGUAUAAACUAGCUGCGGGCAUCGAUGGCCAGCUGUCCUUCCACGCCCACGUUCUGCAGUGUGAUCAUCAGUCUUCGGACCCUUCUAGGUCCUCAUUAAGUCAUGCCGGUGGCAGAACGUACUUUGCCCAUGUGGCUGCCAGAAGGUGGUCUGGUAAGCGCUGCCUAGUCCUCCCUCGGCAGUGGGUUUGACGGUUCUUAAGAAUUCUGCAACCUUUUGAAUAAAUUUCUAAAUUCAGUGGAAAAACAGAAGUGCUUGGAAAACCACCUUAGAAACAGAAAGAGCUCAGACCAUAUCCAUUUGUUUCUCUUGAAACCUAAUAACCCUGGAAGGGAGAAUGGGGUCCCCUGCAUUAUUCCAGUGAACCCCAUGCGAUGGUUUUGUUUGAAUUAACAGAAACUUGAACUGUUUCAGGAGCUCUUUGUCUUGCAGAGGUGGUUCUGUAUUCCCAAUGCCGUGUAUGAUGACAGUAUCUUUGUCCGUAGUAUUUAUAAUGUUAAGAUUAUGCGGGUAACAGACAAUAAAAUAGCCCCAACCUUAAAUGAAGCUUUUGUACUGCAGAAUACAUCUGGCUGUGUGAUUUUUUUUUUUUUAAGCAAAAUUUGUUUCACUAUAAAUAAGUGGAUUACUUCAAUGCAGGCAAACUCGUGGCGUCCUCUUGGGAAAGAUAGCAUGCUUUUUGUGUGCAAGUACCUGUUGGUAACAAGCCCCCCACCUUUUUUUGUUUUUUUUAAUUUAAAUGUUUGUAGCUGCUAUGUGGACAGUUGUUCUCUAGUGUGGUCUGUAGCCCAGUGGUUGAUCGGGGAACAAUUUACAGACAAACAUCACCAUAAAUUAUUAUUCACAACAUUAUAAAUAGUUGUGAGUAAAUAUUUUACGUUAUCAAAGCUGUACAAUAAAAAGGUAAUGUUUGUAUAAUGUGGUUGCAAACUCUUAAUUUAUACAAUUGCACUUUUAGUAUUUUGUAUUAGGGAGGUUUGUCUAUAAUUCGAAAAUUUAAAAAGAUGUAAAGUAUUUUAUAAAUAGUUCUACAGUUGAGGAAAAAUGAAAACAGUGGCUGUGGUUUCUCAUUUUGUCUCAAGGUCCAGCAGCGUGAGGAACCUGCGCUCGUAAGCAGGACCUCACCAGGACCUUGCACACCUCAGUAACCCAGGCCUGCCGUUUCCUACAUCCACCAGGUUCAUUUCACUUCUCUGUCAAGCCCUCGUCAGAGCUGUGACCACCUUAAAGAAGCUGGCGAGGUAGUCUCAGGCCUGUGGCAUCCGCCCAGGAGAUGAGCGGGAGAGCAUUGCACCCUGUGGCUCUGCUGUGAGCCCCUGUCCCUCUCUGGUUCCUUGACUGCCUGGUGGCACUGGCUGUCGCAUAGGGUGAUCAAGAGAUGGCAAGUCUCUGGCAGUGUUGGCAAGCAGGACUGAGAUUUUCUGAGCUCCUGAUUUGUUCAUUCUCUGAGUUCCUCUGUAGACUCAGGAUGCAGCCUGAAGCUGGUCACCAUCUGGGCUGCGCCCAGUGAGAGAGGGUGGCGGUUCUAGCCCAAGCGCCCGUGUUGUGUGACUACCUCAUUUCUGUGCGUGGCCUGCAUGCUGGGACCUGACUCAAUGACUGCCGAGGACACGAGUGCUCAGGAGGUCUGAGGGUGGCUGGGGCACGGUGCAAGGAAUUGUCUGCCCCCGAGGAACCAACCAGACAGUGAGGCUUCUCAGUUGAACAGGAAAAAUAGAAAAGCCUGACACCUGCGUCACGCAGCAGAAGGCUUCUCCGCCGUCCGUCACGCGGCACCGUGCUGCACACAGGCCAUGAGCUGUCCCUGUGUCUGGAAGGGAGCGUUGGGCUCUAGGAGAGCUUCCCACAGGGCGAGGUGUGGCCGUGUCUGGGCGUGGGGAAGGCUUGGUGCGGCUGCUUCUGCAGUCGGGGGUUCUGAGUUCAUGUGUCCUUCCAGUCGAUUUGGUACCGUGUCCGUAUCCUUCCCUUCAAAAAGAUGUGUAUAUAUCUUAAGAGAAACAUCAGCGUGCAUGGCUUGUCAGGGAGCCAUGGCCUGACCCCCGCGCCCGGCGGGCUGACCCUAGCUGGUGCAGAGACCCUAUUUUUAUAUUGCAGCACCGUUAGGGCCAAGGCCUCCGGGACCAGCUGGGAUAAUGACCUAGAUCUGAUAUUUUUUAUGAUUAAAUCUUGUGGCUUGAACAUCUCCUGAUUGAAAUGGAUGUCUUAGUCUAGGUUACUAUUUUUGUCAUAUGGAACUGAAUAAAAUGCAGGAUGUAACAUUAUUUCUGAAUUGCGUUCCUUGAUUCUUCUCAUGAAAAAGUGGUGUUUGAGGUGACAAUCGCUCGCGGUGUUUCCCUGGUGUUUCUAAGAGGAAAGUCAGCAAGGGUUGAUGGCUUAGAUGAAAGUGAUAGCUGAGCAUAUUUCGACUGGUUUAGAUUUUGUUUCAUUUUCCAAAAUAAAAGUGUGUUCUCCUAACUGGAUCUUUGUUCAAAUCUACCGUGGAAGAAGACGUAGCAGAAACGGGACAACCUGUUAGGUCUCGGCACUGCUCAUAGCGAAUGCGCUGGAAUUGCCUCCUGCCACAGCAUUUGCGAAACACCAGCCGUGGGUCGCCUGACCCAGCAGGUGCCCCUCAGAGCACACGACAGGAGGUGUGUGAGCAGGGCCAGGGCAGCGCCUGGGGCGGCCGUAGCCGGGAGUCCUCUGGCCCGGCCCGGCCCUACGUCAUCUUGCUCCAAGUCCUUUAUUUUAAAGUAAGCUUUGUUCUCCCAGAUAAUAGUCGGUCAGACUCACAGCCUUAAAUAAUUUAAUAGAUCCUGGGUUUUAUGGUAUGUGAUCCAUUUUUCCUUUAAAAAUUUUUUUUUAAAUAAAUGACGACUCAUAGCUGGAAGCCACAGUGCUUUCUGCCUGGGGUGUGCUGGGUGGUUCUUUUAGGAAUGAAAACAGUACCAACUGCUGAGUUAGCUGACCCAGACCCAUCUUCGGCAGACUUAAUAAGCCUUAGAAAUUAACCCAUGUUGAUUUUCAAUGCAGGACUAGAAAUUAUCAACGUAAACUAACUAAAUCAGAUAGUAACUAAAUUUUUAAAAUAAGGAAAUAGCAAAGAUUCUAUAGCCGUUUAGAAUAAUUAAAAUACAGUAAAAUGCAGGAGAAAGGGGGUUUACUUCUUGUAUUUAAAAAUAUCCUCAGAGGUGUGUGGGUUUAGCACAACUGGGGACCCGUUUCCAAUGCCAACUCUAGUCACUUAAACUCUGGUCAAAUAAUCAUAAAUGGCCACAAACCAUAAAAAUUGUCUAUAUUCCUAAGUUCACUACAGAGACUUCUAAAACGAGGUCAACAGCAGCGUCAAAGGGCUGAUCAGCAACUGCAUGUAGACUCUGGACCAUGGAGCUUCCGCCACGGGAGCCUGGCGGCAAGCGUGCCCCGCCUGCCCCCUGCAUGUGGCGGGGCCAUCUGUUUCACAAAGCGGCGGCAGACGUCGGGCAUUGCUUUCUCACUGGGUUGCGUGUGUGUCUGCAGCCAGCCACCCCAGCUCAUCACACGCAUCCUGGCACACACAGCAGAGCUGAUGCUUGCACCAUGACCCUUCUCGGGCCUGUCCCCAUCACACACCCUGACCUGGAGCCUGUGCUGGCGCUCAUCCUGGCCCUCAGAUCCCCAGCGAGCAUCCAUUGGCCCUCUGGAAGGCCUCCCAGCCCAGAGCUUCCUAGAGAGCAGGGUGUGUCGGAGGGUCAGGUUGCUCAUGAUGGGCAGUGUUAGCGGUGAUCCACAGGAUGACCUACUGAUAGUAGGAAAACAUUCUUUCACUUUUCACUUAAAAGGGAAAUAUGGGAUAUUCUUAACAUUCUUUACAAAUGGUAGACUUUAAAACAAAAUCUCAGCAGAGGUGUUUCCCAGUGUUUCAUGCUAGGUGGGCGGCGCGGGUGGACCUGGCCUCCCUGCGUUCCAGCUCCACGGCCAGCUCCACAGAUGCCUUGCAGGGCACUGGGCUGACGGCACCAUCCCACGCUGCUUCCCUAGCUAACAAGAUGGCAGAGUUUGAGGAUUCUCAAGUCUUUUCCACUUCGAAAAUCCCUGUUUCUAAAAAAUAACUACACUAAUGUCCACCUUUUUCCCUAAAAAAUACUCUAGACAGAAUAAUGGCAGUAUUUAUAUAGAGAGAGUAAAUAUGGUUACCUAAGAAUAUUAUUUCAUAAAAUGAAAAAUCUAUUAUAAAAACUGCUCUAUAAACUACAUGGAAUCAUUUUGGGACCAUGAAAAAUGUGUUUGUAUCUUUGAUUUUUAAAAAAUUGGACUUUACUGAUUUUUUCAAGUGCCGUUGCACUGAAGGUAAAAUAAAACUGAACUCUGUGAACAUUA
Messenger RNA from Ictidomys tridecemlineatus (thirteen-lined ground squirrel), 8407 nucleotides. RefSeq names its product spalt like transcription factor 3 (gene Sall3). Gene Ontology annotation, biological process: regulation of transcription by RNA polymerase II. Lineage: Eukaryota; Metazoa; Chordata; Mammalia; Rodentia; Sciuridae. Gene Ontology annotation, molecular function: RNA polymerase II cis-regulatory region sequence-specific DNA binding; DNA-binding transcription factor activity, RNA polymerase II-specific. The record is from RefSeq and is a predicted model, not a curated record. Gene Ontology annotation, cellular component: nucleus.